GUAAUCACCUGCAGAGUACUAUAUGAUCAAAACAAUGUUUAAGGGGCGGAUCAUUAUACUAAGUGUUUUAUUAUAUACAUACAACGACACACUAUUACAGAAAAUAAUAUGUUCAUAUAAGUUUUGAAUGUCCUUAAAAUUGAAUGUUGAUACUAUCCAUAUGUAUUUUGAUUAAUUCUUUCGUGGUUCCCAGUUUACGUUGGUUGCGCCUGUGGACGGCAAAACGCAUUGCAUCGAAUUCUGCUAUGUAAAAUUUUUGUUACAUGAAAAUGAACAACGGGUAAAAAGUAUAGUGUUAAAAGCUGCUCAUAUCAGAAGAAUAUGAAUGAGGACCAUAUCAUUUAACUUGGAAGUGCUUGCACUUGUUGUGUUAUCACUGAUACCGUGGCCAGGUCCAACAAUUUUCAAGAUAUCCUGUCCAAGAGAUCACACAUCUGUUGUCAGGAAGCUGGUACAAAAGAAAUGGAUUCCUGUGUUGGAGAAGUACCAGGUACAGAUUCCUCUGGAAUGUCCUUUUCAUCCCAUUCGCGAUAUAUAUUGGCCACAACAGUCUGCCAAGCAGCAGCAUCGACCGUCACAGUGGACGUGUGGUAUCUGUGGAAAGUCUUUCUAUGAGGAGAGAUUCCUGGACAUGCACUUUGACAACAGGCACAAGAACCAAAUAAACAUGGCUGAGGAUGCUGUUUGCUUAGCUGAUUAUUGUGAUAUCAUGAGGUGUGAGGUGUUGAUGACUCAAGAAAUGGGGAGUCCAAUCAUGGGAGACCCAACUCACAUCAAUACAGAUAUAGAAAUCUGGAGUGAAGCAACAGCAUAUCGAACAGCACUAUCACCAUCAGGGCCAAGAGAUCUGGCACGUGUCCUAUUACGAGGAGGACUGUUCCCUCCUGACAGACAAUCUCAACCACCCCCGGCUCAACCUCAACACCACCACUGCCCAAGGGCAGCUACUCCUGACAAGCCAACUGUGUCCAAUCAGCCCACACAACAACCUGGUGAUGACAACAAUGCAACAGCAGAUAUGUGUGACAAUAACAAUCUAGUAGAUUCAGCUCUGCCUCCAGCUGAUAAUAAGCAGCAACGUCUCAGUGAAUUACAAAAGCUCAAGGCUAACUGCAAGCCUGAAGACCUUCAGAAACUUAAACUGCGAUGUGAGAUUCUAGUUCGAGACUGCAUAGCUGGUUUGUUGGUUAACCUAUCAGUUCAGGAUUUUAAGGAGGUUGAAGAGGACCUGAACCGAGCAGUUUGUUGGUACCUAACAUGUGAUCGGUACUGGGAAGACACACCAGGGGAAACCAGACACUUUCCUUGGGGUCUGGUUUUUGUUCUUGUCAUGGUGCUGUCUCUUGGCAUAUGUUUAUGCUACUAUAUCAUCUGGGUGCUUUUUGACUCAGAUGAUAUGAGUGUUGCUAGUACAAGUACUACUGCCACUGCCACAUCAUCUCCAGUUCACCAUGUAAACUCCACCAACAGUGGCCCCUGUUAUUCUGAAGAAUUUUACACAGUGCCAGAUCUCAAUGACAUGGGGCAGAAUGAGCAUUAUAUUUAUGUGACAUAUCCACCAGAGCUUAAAAGAAGACUGCUGGAAAGGAGCCUGUUAUUGAACACCCUGAAUCUGUGUUCCUCCAUUAAUGUAUGAGACCAAGUUUCACGUCCACAUAACAGCAGGAAUCAUCUGUUACAAAACUGUUGCUCCAAAACUGCCAACAAGUCAUUCUAUCUUCAAGUUUGGAAAGAUUAUGGCAGAAUAUUCAUUAAAGAAUAAAAUUCUUGGCUGGAGAAGUGGAUUUUAUACCUCAUGACAAUGCACCUUCCUGCACAAUACUAUUAGUUAAGCAAACUGGAUCAUUCACUAUACUUACUGGACUUGGUCCAAUGUGACUUUUCAUGUUCCUGACAUUAAAAAUCUCCUGAGAGAGUCUCAUUUUGACUCACAUUCAGAGCAAUGUGAAGAAAAUACUGAAUGGACUUUUGGAAGAAGCAAUUCCCAGUAUGAUAGAUACAUUGAAAGUUAUGUGUGUUCAGAAGGCAAGUACCUUGGGGUGGCCAUACUCACUAAAAGGUCAGUAAAAUUAUUUUUUUUAUUUCACAGAAUCUGGUUAUUUAAUUGUCAAACCAAAUACUGUAGAUAUAAAAUUUAUAUAUGUAACUCAUUAGCAAUAAAGAUAACAAAUGUGUUAGCAGCAGGAUUUGAUUUUGACAGCAAAGUAAGAAUGUUAGUAUGUAGUGACUGAAUUGAAGAAAUGUCUGUGAAUUUAGUAUUGAAAGCUCUCCUUGAAUCUUGGCUAGAAUAGACUGACGUAGUUUAAAGCAUGAUAUACAUUUGAACUGCAUUCUUUUAAUGUACCUUCAUAGUAUAAUUACAUUACUGGGAUAAAUGUGUGUCCUAAUUUUUAACAAGAGUAAUAUUUUAGGAAAUGACAGUUUCUUUCAAUGCACAUUGUAUUACAAAAGAUGUAGUUUACUAGAAUGUACAUGUUUCUGAUUAGGUCAAAUUCUUUCUCUGAGAACAAAAUACUUCAUUGCCACUCUAAACCAAGUUGAGUAAAUGCUUGUCUUAGUUUCAUCAAGAUAGUAAAACAAUUUUUGUUCGUUCAUAAAUCCUAACUGGUACAUUUACCAAAAUUUGUGACAGAGAUUUUCUGUAACAAUAUUCAUAGCCAAAGUUAAUUUCCGUAGAUAUGCUAAAGUUGUAAUAAUUUUACAGUAUUAUCAUUCCAAUAUAACUGACACAGGAUGAAGCAGCAUUACUAGACAUUAUGAUAUAUCCGAUUGUCCAGUUCCCUUUACCUGGAUUUCCCUUCUUCAGCAAUGAUAAAUAGCUUACAUUUUGUGCAUUCAGGCUGAAGACAUAGAAUAUAUGGAAAUAUACUGAAUGAAUACAAACAAGAGGUCUUUUUCCAGCUUGGGACUAACACAUUUUUACCACAUAAAAGUGUUAUAACACUUUUACAAAAGUCUUGGCUUUCUUCUUGACAAUAGUGUAUAUGGGUUGAAGCAAUUACUGCUAUAUGUCAAAUAACACUGCAUGGUUUGGGGAAAUAUCUUCCAAUAAAGGAAUACCAGCUGAGUUAAUUUUUAGGAAUGUUUACAACAAACUUUCAAAAAUGUGCCUAUUAGCUUAGUCAUGUCUCUAUGUCUGUCUGCAUAUUCCACCUUCAGAAUUUUCAUGAAAUUUUAUAAUGGAAAGUUUUACUAAAAUUCAGUUAAAAUUGGACAAAAAUAAUGGGCAAUUUGCAGCAAUAUGUAUGCACAUUUCUACCUGUGCAAAUCAGCAUAAAGGAACCCUGCCCAUGGAAUAAUGUAGGGGAACCUUGUGAUAAUAUCAUCAAAUGAGACAAGUGCCAGAUACUCCACUCACACAAACAAUAUGUAUGCCAGACAACUCUAAUGCUACUGGCAUCAUUUGCCAUAAGACUUUAAUAAGAAUGUUUUCGUCACACAUACAAUGUAAAUUUCAUAUGUUAAAGGUUAAAAUGCCAACUGGGUAGAAAUGAGAUUCAAACUGAAAGAAACUUAAAAUAUCAUGUCAUAUGCCAUGUUUUUGUAUCUGUAUGAAAAGAAAAUUAGUAACAGACAUAAAAUGUCUGGGCACAUAUGAAGUUAUCAGAAGAGUAUGAAAAUUAGGAAGUAGCAGAUUCAGGUUUAGAAAGAACAUUAAAAUAUUAAAAAUUUUCAUUAUCCUCAUUCUUAGAGGUCUCUGAUCCCACUUGAGACAUCCCUGAAGUACAAAUACAUCACACACAAUCCUGGUAAAUUCACAGUAUAACCAUGCUAAUUAUAGUGCAAAGCUUAGUAUUACUGUAUUCUUCUUCUUUCCACUUCUAAACAAUUCACUGUGUGAACCAUGUUAGAAGUUUUACAUUUAAAAAUUAAUGAUGUCAAACUUCCAUGUGUAACAUAAAAAUUUGUAUACAAGUAAAUUUAUUAAAAUUCAAUUUUUAGGUGCUUUCACAACAAAUUUGCAAUAAUAGGCCUAUUAGAUUUGCCAUGUGUCUGUCGACAUCUAACAAUAUGAGAAAUGGUCAAUGGAUUUUUAUUAGAUUUUAUAUCUGGGGGUUUAACUAGAAUUUGUUGAAAAAUUCCAUUUUUAGUUAAAAUCUAACAAUAAUAAUGAACCCUUUACACAAAAGGCUACUUGCAUUUCUGCAUGCAGAAGUUGCCUUUAAAUCAUAUAGGGGAUUCUCAAGCCAACAUAACAGAAUUAUUUAUAAGAGAGGAUUCAGAAAUGGAAACUCCAUAGGCAAUAAUAAUGUAAGCUUACCAGAACUGUAUACUACAUACACUUCCUGUUUGUUUGUUUUUUGUUUUUUUUUUGUACAUGACUUGUGGUCUGAAUUGAUUAUUAUGCAAAAUGCAACCAAGGAAAGAUUUACAUUCAAAAUAAGCAGUCAAGAUUUGUUACUGUUACAAUAUUAACAGAUGUUUAUGCAGAUUCCAACUUGUCUGAAAGAUUAGACAAAAACCGAGUAUAUUACUAGGUACAUCAUGGCUGUCUCAGCUACUCAAAAAAAAAUUAUGAAAUUUUACUCCUUUACCUCCAACUUAACCAGUAUUUAUUUCCUUUCCACUUUAUCACUUUGGCAUUAUAUUUAAAUGGUGUGAUUAGUAAAGUAAUCUGCAUCUUGUUUUCUCAGGGAUAUAGAAUGCAACAAUUAGAAGUGUCAGUUCUUAGCAUAGCUUUCUAGAACUUGCAUUCAGAUGUACAGUGUUUGUUUUCCCCCAGCAUCUGAUUAGUUGUAAGCUGCUGAGAUUGACUCCUGAAUGUUUCAUUUCCCUAGCUGCUACAACCGAACCACACGGCUGUGACAGACGUGUGCAACGAGUCUGAGGAAGUGAUAGGCAAGAAGGUGAUACAAGUUUCUUCUCACUUUUUCUAAUGUUCAUCACUGCUUAAAGGUUUUAUAUCUCACUUCUACUUGAAACCUUUCUUUUAUACUAGACAUUGGCAACUGUGCAUGAUAAUCUUCACAGUACAUUUAGUCACUCUUAAAUGCAUACAUACAUACACACAUAUACACGUGCAGCACACCACUUGCUACUUUCUUCAUUGUAGUUCUUCUAUAAGGAUUAGUAACAUUGUUAUAUAAAGGACAACUGGAGUUCAAGUCCCGGUACAGUAGAGGAAUUGUCUUUUUCCAAUAAUGUUGUCUAGACUGGUUUUGGGGCUCACUCACCCAGCCUUGUAUCCUGUGGGGAAAAGAGUUAUUUCCUUACAGUUAAAGCAGGUUAACCACUCACCUCCAUCUAAUGCUGAAGUUAAGAAUGCAUGAAGCUUAUACUGCCACUUCCAGACAUGUCUGCAUGGCAUGGUGCUUAAUUAAGCAAUAUCCGUAAAAAUGGUACCAAAGAUUAAUUUUUCUCACUUAAAAAAUUUUCAAGGGAAUAUGAUAUCAAUCAUGGAAACAUACCUGUAGGGGUCCUUCAUGGUCUAGCAUGAGAAAAGAACACUAUACAGAUUCAUCCAUGUCUGUCCUUCAUAUUUCCUUUCAAACAAGGCAACCUGCAUGACCUGGGGCCAUUGUUGAAAUAAAAUGUUGCAACAAGACACUGUUUGAAUACCUUGUUGCAACAAUGCAAGAAGAGGGCACACUGUUACAAUGGGAACCAAGGUCAUGCAUGUUGCCUAAUUCCCAGGAGAUUGUGACAGGCUCACCAAUAAUGACCUCCGAUCACAUUAUUGCAAAAAUGACUGUAAAUGCCACUGUUAUUCCUUUAGAGUAAGAAUGAUCUAAUUUCAGUUUCUUUGAGCAAUGGUUAUCAGUGAAGCAACCUGUUGGUGUCACUGCCCAUGUUAUGGUGCAAAAAACAUAUGAAAUUUCAGUAUACUCCAGAAAGUACACCUUUCCAAUCUUGCUUUUUCUAUACUUACAAAUACUUCAAACUGAGCUGAUCUAAACCAAAAUAAUUACUUGUUCCACCUUAAAAAAAUUCUGUUCAAGCAAUCAAGCAGUGCUACUGUUCAGAAUUUACUGCCACAGUUCUAAUCUUACAAGAAUAUUUAUUGUAUUUAAACCUGGAACUGCACAUGUAUCUAAUUAGUUGAUUCCUUGUGAAUUAAAACAGAUGUAAAAUGUGAAAGAACCACAUUAUCAUCAGUAGUAGCUCACCAAUUAGGCUACUUGGGGCACUGCCACAUUUAAAAUAUUAACUCAAAUAUCACUGUCAUGUAGGCAAGCAAAUAUAAUUUACAGAUAACAGAAUAUGUUUCUAGUUCAAAACAUAUGUUAUCCCAAAAUGUAGAAAAAAAGUUGCUUUCAGUUGCAGCCUUGACAUUAUGCUAUCCUGUCAAUGAAGAAGUGUUUGGGUUGAGGAAGUAGGUUGCUGGUGCAGGGGGGUGGUAGGCAAAGAAAAGAUAACAAGAGAGAAUGCUUGCAAGGCAGAACACACUUUAUGGGACCCUGCCUUUGUUAACAGAAAAGUGAUUAAGCCACACUAAUUAAAUAACAUUGAACCAUUCAGGUAAAUAUUCGUUUAACAUUUUUACAUCAAUUUGGAGGCAGUGUUUCGCUACUCAGACCCAUAUUAAUAUUCAUAAAUAGGCUGUCAUAAUUUUACAAAACAAGAAGUUUAAGCAUCUAUGUUUUGUUAAAAUGACUUCAAAAUUUGACUUGAAGUUUUUGCAGUGACUAAAUGCGAUGACAUAUUCUCACGCAACUAGCUGCAUCAAUACGGAUUUUUCCUCUGAGGAACUUGCAGCAAUCUUGUUUGCACUGUUGAUAAUCUCAUACCAUAUGCAAGCAUGUAGUGCAUUACUGAUGGCAUCAAAAUUAAUAUGGAUUGUUUUGACACCUACUGUUAAUGCAUAAAUGCUGACCCACAGUACUACUAACUGUGGCAUUAAAACUUUAUAAUUAUUUCUUUCUAUAUGAUACUCUUUUCUGUCCUUACUUGGGACAACAUUUACAAACUAAAUGUCUGCCAUGUUGCCCAAUACUUGUCCUUAAUAAAUGGUGGCAACAUAAACAAAGAAAAAGUUUGGGAAUUUAAGUGUACUUGUGAACUUUCAAAACAAUCACACAAAAGGAAAGUCAGUGAGAAUUUACGGUUAACAUUAAGUUUGAAGCCACCAUAAAUUUUAAUUAUUAUUCUUUAUGCACUCUCUAUAUAGGCAGUCUUCAAAGUAUGUUCACAGAUUGGGUCUGCUGUUUACUUUGAACAAGCAUGUGUGUGUGUGUGUGUGUGAAUGGAUAUGAACAUGCUAAUGAGGACUAAAAUACACCACAGAUAACUGAAAACUGCAAACUGAGUUGCUUUUCUGUGUCUUAUAUUUUUAGCAAGGACUGUACUUUAUCUCAUGGUAUACAUAUUUAAGAAAUUAGAAGCUUUUUAGAAACUUUUCAGUGUUGGAAGAACAUGUCAUCCCCUCCAAAAGAGAAAUAAAAUAAAUCUGGACUACUUACAGUUCUGGCAUAAAAACCCAUUUAUAAAUACUGAGGUUUUCUUAACUGUGUAAUACAGCUUCAAGAAUAUUACGGGUAUUUUGUGUGAAACACAGCUACAAAAAACUUUAAUAUGAAGCAGUGGUGAGACUAGAAUGUUCAAUACUGAAGUACAAAAAUAUUUAAGCCAAGUACAAGUUUAACAUCUACACAUACUUCCUGAUAAUUUACUUUCAAACAGAAAUUUUUGCUCUGUAAAUGUUAAAAACUGGACACACAGAUGUGAUGCCUCUAUAUUAUUUUGUUUGGAAAAGUGUUUUCUUUCUGUCAGCAGUCUCCAUAUUUAUAUGAAAGAAAAGGAAACAAAACUGCACAUUCUUACGUGUAACGUUCUUAAUAGCGUCCAAAGUAUCUUGUAAUGAUGACUUAUGAAGAUUGGUAAGAGCUUUAGCUAUUCAAUCAAAACAAUUUUAGAUGAAUUUAAUUUUAAGUAUUUGGUAUGUAUCAUUCUUAAAUCUUCACAGAAUAGGAUAUUCACAAAGUUCUACUGCAUGAAACAAAAGUCUCUUAAGAUUAAUAUUCAGCAGACAUGUCCUUAUUUGCUUCUUGUAGCAUGUUAAUACAUGAAUUUUCUGAAGUAGACUUACAUAGCAUAUUCUUAUUAAAUGACAGUAGUAUAUCUAGUAAGAUUGCAAAGCUAAAAGAUUGUAAUUAAGUGUGUGUGUUUAUAAAUUUUCUUCCUUUCAAGAUACUUUAACCUUAAAAUAUAUGAGAAUAGAAUGAGAGUUGCCAGCUGGACUUCAAUUAUAGGAAUAACAAUUUAGCAGUCUGCUACUGAAAUCCAUGGCAGGCUGGACCAUGCAUAAGAUGUGAAAUACACCUGACAGGUUAAUAAAGUCAAAAUGAAUACAAACACUAGUUGAGAUUUCAGGUUCUAGCAGUUACAAGUAUGAAGAUGGCUGUCUUCUGGGAUGCUGAGCUGUGUACUCUGGUCCCAGAAGACGGCCAUCUUCACAAUCAUUAGUGCUUGCUGUUUUAAAGUUCAAGCAAUAUGCAAGUGAGCAUCUGAUGUCUUGCACAAGCCAUGGACACUAACAGCAAUAACAAUUACUGUAGAAAUGUUUGUAAAGUGUAGUUGCAUGAAGAAAGAAAUACUUCAUUUGUAAUGAAAACAAAACAAUAUUAGACAAUACACAGCCUGUAUUAGAUUAAGCUACAGUUGUGUACCCAGUUAUGCCUGGAGUGAAAUGUAAGACAUACAAUGAAUAAGGAAAUCUCAUUAUAGUAUUAUAUGAAUAUACCAAGACAUUUGCUUACUGCAAAAUUAUAAAAUAUAUUAUAUUAAUCAGGUUCAUAUGUACACCCUAUUGCACUUCAUUAGAGAUUCAAAGCUCAUUCUCAUAGGUUGAACUGCAAAAUUACUUCAUUAGGAAUUGUGCAAUUUUAUGAAGUUACUAUUCUGAAAACCUUAUUCUGAAUAAUUUCUGAAAAUAAUGUUAUUAACCUUUAAUAAACAUAUUUGAAAAAAUAGAAUUUAAUAUACUAUAAUAAAUGAGUUACAAUGUGGGUAACUGGUCACUGCAGUUUCCUGCUCUUUAUGACAAAGAACAGUAGCAUCAUUUUAUCAACUGUAUCUGCCAACCCUUGGCUGUAUGUGUACAUGCCAAUUUACAUUUUAAAUUCAUAUGUCAAGAUGUUUCUGAGAUAUGAUACUAGAUAUUCUUAUUCACUUAAAAUCAUUACAAGUCUUAAUUAACUAAAUGACAAAUUUCUAUGUUCCUGGAAUGCAAUAAAGAGUGAGUAAAAGUAUUUCUAGAAGUGGUAAAUUGUUCUGUAAAUUCUGUUCAUAACCAGCAGAUGUGUGAACCUCCAGUAAUAUUUAGAUACCCAUGAAAUUUCAGAGUUUGAAUAAAAAUUAUUUUAAUGAUUUCA
This is a messenger RNA of Zootermopsis nevadensis, 9311 nucleotides long. RefSeq lists its product as uncharacterized. The record is from RefSeq and is a predicted model, not a curated record. NCBI's taxonomy places the organism in Eukaryota, Metazoa, Arthropoda, Insecta, Blattodea, Termopsidae.